Molecule: messenger RNA, 13008 nt
Organism: Closterium sp. Yama58-4
Lineage: Eukaryota; Viridiplantae; Streptophyta; Zygnematophyceae; Desmidiales; Closteriaceae
Source: the annotation of a GenBank genome assembly
AUGGCCCACGACGACGAUGCGACGCCUGGCGACGAGGGCGAAUUCGAGGGCGACAGCUGCGAGUUGUCGUUCCUCGAGGAGGCGAGCGAGCUGCAGCGCCUCGUCGCCAUACUCGUGCCCUCCGCGCAAACUGAUCAGUCUGGAUCGGUGCAAUGCGGUGUGUCGAAUUUCGGAAUCCGAGAGGCGGAUGAGGAUGCGCAACGAAGGCGCGCAGCGGGCGACGGGGAGAUGCGCGACGACCCGCGGGCAGCAGUGCUGCUCCGCUUCGAAACCAUCUGCGCCAAGUACCGCGAGCAGCCGGAGCUUCUAGACCCGCACCUCUCCGCGCUGCUCUCCCCCGCCAUGGCCUGCCUCUCCGCGCACGCGCUCGCCGCCGCCGCCGCGCUGCCUUCCGAACUUGCGGAAGGCUCCGCGGGGUCGGGGGAACUCGAGCGGGCGAUGGGGGAGGCGGAGGCGCAGCGGAUGGUGCGGGAGGUGGCGGGGGCGGCGUGCGUGGUGCAGGUGGUGGCGUACGUGCGCGGCGCGAAGGUGGUGUGCCGCUUCUUCCCCAACGCGCCCUCCCACCUCGAACCCGCGCUCGCGCUGCUCAUGCUCAUGCUCCGCCUCUCGCCCGCUCCGCCCAAGGUAGCGCUGCAGGGAUGCGGUGGUGGGGGAGCGCGGAUGCAAUGGUGGGAUGCAGUGGUGGGAUGCGGUGGUGGUGAGAUGCGGUCUCACAGUCCAUCUUGCCUCCCCUACGUCACUGCGCCGCUCAUCCCUUCGCCCCUCUGUCCGCCCCUUCUCCCCAUCCCCUCCCCCACAUCCCGCGCCAAUCGCCCCUGGCGCGCGGGGCGCGCGGGGGAGAAGGCGGGCGAGGAGGUGGGGGUGGCGGUGGAGGCGGCGGAGCAGUGGCGCGUGCACUACGCGCUGCUCUCGUGGCUGUCGCACCUGCUGCUGCUGCCCUUCUCCCUCCCCUCCCUCGACUCCAACCUCUUCACCCCCCAACCCCCCGCCCCCCUGCAACCCUCCUCCACGCCCUCCUCCCUCCAACACUCCUCCCAACCGCCACCACCACCAGCAGCAGCAGCAGCAGCAGCAUCAACAGCGCCAGCACCCGUGGCGUCCCAAUUGCUCCACCGCCUCCUGCCACUCCCCACCGCUGCAUGGGAAGGAAGGUUCUCAGAAGGAUGGUCACUAUGCGACAUGCUGCUGCGAGUGUGCCUCUCCUUCCUGCCCAACGGCCGCCUGCCCGUCCCCCUCAUGCUCGCCCGCCUCCUCUCCCGCCCCGAAAUGCACUCCCCCCUCGCCUGGUUCAUGGCUGAGAGCCGCCGCCUCGUCGCCUCGCUCUCUGCCGCCCAGCCCUCGCCAGCCCCUCUCCCAGACGGCCCGCCUGGCAGGGGAGAGGGGGCGGCAGUGGUGGAGGGGGGGGAGGGGUCGGAGGAGGUGCUGGCCCCUGUCGUGCUCACCCUCGCCGCCAUCUUCAAGCGCAGCAUCCACCGGGUGGACGCCCCUCCUGCUGCCGCCUCCCCCGCGCCCUCGCAAUCGCCGGCAGCAGCAGGUGCUGGGCCAGGCACAGAACAGGGAGUGGCGGCAAGUGCGGGAGGAGUGGCAGGCGCGGAGGAGAGAGAGCUGGGGCGGAGAGAGAGGGAUGGGGAGGAAGGUGGGGAGGGGGAGGAAGAGGAGGAAGGGGAGGUGGAGGAGUUGGUGGAGGAGGCUGUGGGGGAGCUGCUACCCAUGCUCAAACACGAGUCAACGGAUGUGCGGUGGGCGGCAGCGCGCGGCCUGGCCCGGGUGGUGGGUGGCUUGCCAGCUGGCAUGGCGGACGAAGUGGUGGCGGCCGUCCUUGCCCUCGUGGACCCCCACGAGCUACCAUCGGACAGUGCAUGGCAGGGCGUGUGUCUGGCACUCGCGGAGCUGGCGGCCAGAGGGCUGCUGCUGCCGUCACGCCUGCACUCCGUCACGCCCCUCCUCGCCUCUGCGUUGCACUAUGAGGUGUUGCGGGGGGCGGUGGGCACGGGGGCGCAUGUGCGGGAUGCAGCGGCGUAUGUGUGCUGGGCCAUCGCCCACUCCUUCUCGCCGCCCGUCGCUGCUGCUUCCCUGCAGCAACUAUGCCCUCACCUCCUCGCUGUCGCCUGCUGUGACCGCCAGAUGAAGUGCAGGUGGGCGGCAGCAGCAGCCUUCCAGGAGGUGGUGGGUCGCUGUGGCUGCAUCUCCGAUGCGCAAGCACUCUCCACGCCCACCACCAGAGGCACUCCGCACGCCUCCACCACAGCAGGCAAUGCGGUGGAGAGCGGUGCCGGGAAGGAGGAGCAAUGGGCGCCAGCAGGGGGCAUCGCCAUAGUGAAUGCUGCUGACGUCACAUCGCUCUCCUCCACUCGCACUGCAUUCACUCAGGUGGCACUGUUCGUGGCGGGCUAUCCCGAGUACCGCCAGCAGCUGCUGCUCAAGCUAGCAACCAGCACGCACCACUGGGACAAGGCCAUUCGCGCCCUCGCCGCUGAGUCUCUCGCUGCCAUCGCCCCCCUCGACCCGCCCCGCCUGCUCACCCUCCUGCACUCGCACCUCCUCCCCCUCCUCGCCUCCCCCGACCCCCCCUCCCGCCACGGCGCUCUCCUCGCCACCGCCGCCCUCCUCCCGCCCCUCUCCGCCUCCCCGCCCUCCCCUGCCCUCACGGACACCCUGUCCUCCCUCACCGCCUCUCUCCCCACGCUGCUCGCCCCGCGCUCCUUCCGAGGGCGCCUAGCGGCGGAUCUCAAGGUGGCCUGCUGCCGCCUGCUCUCCGCCCUCGCUGCUGCACUGCCCCGCGCGCGCCUGGCCCCCUUGCCCACGUCUGCUCUCACUGCUGCUGUUGCGUGCCUGCAUGACAUGCUGGCAGGCGAUGGGGGCGAGCUGCAGUGUGCGCGGGCGCGCUUUGUCUCAUCCGUGCAGGAGGCAGCAGCAGCCGCCCUGUGGGACGUUGCUCGCUCCCAGCCCUCACCUUCCUGCACGCACCUCGUGCGCCAAAUAAUCACUCGCCACGCGGCGACUCUGGAGUCUGCCAGUUCAGCAGCGAGUGCGAGGCGAGGCGCUGUGCUGGCGCUGCAGUGCUUCCUGCCCAGCCUCGGCCCCGCGUGGCCCCCUUCCUCUCCCCUAGACUCCCCUGCUGGUGACUCGGACACAGGGGGGAUGGGAGUGGAGCAAGAGGAGGGGGAGAGGCAGGGGGGUGAGAGGUCAAGGCGAGAGCUAUCAGAGCGAGUGGUGAAGGCGCUGUGUGCUGCUGCCACCGACAAUCGCGGGCGUCGUGCCGUGACUGACGUGGCAGUGCGGGCGGCAGCAGUGGAGGCGCUGGGCCACGCUGUGAGCAUCAUCCCACUGCUGCAUGCCGGCAGAGCGGGCGCAAGGGGGCACGCAGGGACAGGUGGGGGAGACGGGGCGGAGGUGGGGCAAGUGCAGGGGGGGGCAGGGGAGAAGGAGGGGGUUGAGGGGAGCAGGCAGGAUGGGUUGGAACGCCAUGGGUGGUGGGAGGAGGGGGGGGAGAGCGUGGUGGUGGCGUUGCUGCGAGCUGCAGAGGACUACACGGAGGACCAGCGGGGUGAUGUGGGCCGCCUCGUGAGGGAAGCUUCCAUGAAGGCGCUGGUGGCUUGGGUGGAAGAAGCGUACAAGUUGAGUGAGGUGGAGGAAGGCAGUGUGGGGGAUGGAGACGUUGUGGUGGACGGGAGUCUCCCAAAUGGCGUUCCAAGCCCUGCCCUACUCGCACCACCUGAUGCACCCUCCCCACAGCAGCGGUGCAUUGCAGCGCGGGAGUGGUGCAGAGCGGUGGCAAGGCGGGUGGUGGGCGUGCUGCUGAAGCAGGCGGGGGAGAAGAUUGAUGGCACCCGCAAGGUGGCAGGACAGGGGCUGCAGCGGCUGCUGUGGGGAGAGCAGAACGGUGCAGCAAUGACAGGGACACAAGAGACAAGAGAGGAAGCAGGGACAGCAGAGGCAGUUGAGGCACGUGGUGCUGCUGGCAGCACGCUGGAGGCAUCAGGUGGAGGCGACGAGGAGAGCGAUGGAGGAGGUUCUGUGAGGCAAUGCGUGGGCGGCAGGGCAGAAGGGAGCGGUGUGUGCAGGGAUGUGGAUGGGUGGGAGCAGCUGAGGCAACACGUGCCCUCUGACCCUCACUUUCCAUGGAAGAAUCCUGCGGCUGUCUUUUCCCGCCUGGCCCCACUGCUGCUGCUGCCAGCCUACCGCCUGCCGCUGCUCUCGGGGCUGCUGCUCUCUGCAGGCGCUCUCUCUCACUCCCUCACUGCCGCCUCCCUGCGUGCCGUGCUCUCUCUCAAACCAGCACACGGGGCACAGGGGGGCACGAGGGGGGCCCGAGAGGAGGGGGGUGGCGGACAGUGGGAGGAGGUGCAGGGGCGGAUAGCAGAGGACGUGGUGGUGCUGCUGAGGCGGCACCGCAAGCAGAAUCGAGUCAUAAUCCCGUACAUCAAGGCCAUCGCUGCUCUCCUUCAGGCGGAUUUCUUCGGGUCGCUAUCAGCAGACACCCCAGCGUCAGAUGAGCCUGCCUCUUCCACCACCCCCCUCACGGCUCUACCCCAUGCGUUAGUGGAGAGUGUGGAGGCAGAGCUUCAGCGCCCACAGCCCACGGCAUCGGUGCCCAAGAUGCUGGCAGCUGUCGACCUGCUCUGCCAUCUCGCCGCCCCCCAUUGCUCCGCUCGCCGCCAUGCCCUCUCCACACUCCUCUGGCUGCUCGCCGUGCGCUUCCCCACUGUUCGGAGGCAUUGUGCAGAGCAACUGUACUUGGUGCUGCUACUGGGAACACAAGGCGGGGAUGGAUUGGAGGAUGCUGACAGAGAGGCAGCGUUGGAACAAGCUUCAGAGAUUCUUAGUGCUGAUUGGGGUGCAAUGGAUGAUGCUUUGGUGUCUGGUCAAACAAAUGAAUUACGGGCUUUACACGCCGUCGCUAUGGCGGACGAGGCAGAGCGCGCCAAGCCGAAGCCGUUCAAGGCGGAGUACGCCAAGUCGGCGCGCGCGAGCUGCAGGAAGUGCAAAGACACCAUCGCCAAGGACGCCUUCCGCAUCGCCAAGGUCGUCGAGUCGAAGCAGUUCGACGGCUUCAUGACGCUGUGGUUCCACGCGAGCUGCAUCUUCAAGGCGCCGGGAUUCAUCACCAAUGUGGGCGACGUGGAGGGGGCGGACGUGCUGCGCUGGGAGGACCAGCAGGCGCUCCGGGCGUACGCCAAGGGGGAGGGGGGCGCGCAGGGCGCGGGGGACGAGGGGGGCGCGGGGAAAGGGGGAAAGGCAGGCAAAGGGGGAAAGGGGAAGGAUGCUGCGGGGGCGAAGGGUGAUGGGGGGAAGGGCGAGGGGAAGAGCAAGGGGAAACGGGGGAAGGCAGUGGCGGAUGAUUCGGGCUCGGAGGGGGAAGACGCAGCGGCGGGGACGGUGGCUGGAUUCCAGGUGGCGUAUGCUGCAAGCAACCGGUCGGCGUGCCGGCACUGCAAUGAGAAGAUCGCCAAGGGCGAGCCCCCCAAGAAGCGGCAGCGGGGGGAGGAGAAGGAUGGGGGAGGCGAGGAAGGCAGCAAGCGCAAGGGGAAGGGGAGAGAGGAUGUGAAGCCGCAGGACGCAGGGAAGAGCGAGGAGGGGACGAUGAGCGCGGAGCUGGAGAGGGCGUUGGAGCAGCAGGCAAGGCGGCUGUGGGAGGUGAAGGACCAGCUGCGCGCACACCUGAGUGUGGCCGACAUGCGCGCCAUGCUGGAGGCCAAUCAGCAGGAGCCAGGUGGCAGCGAGGACGCCCUGAGAGAGCGGUGUGCGGACGGCAUGCUGUUCGGCCCCCUGCCGCCCUGCCAGCUGUGCGCGUCCCCCAUGGAGUACUGGGACGGGCGGUACCGCUGCCGCGGGUUCCUCUCUGCUUGGUCUGCAUGCUCCUUCACCACUCGCGACGUGCAGCGCAAGCAAGCUGCCUGGGUGGUCCCUGACGAGAUUACCAACCCGUUUGUUGAUCUUAAUUCGCUCGUGACUCACAUGUUCAUUGUGACUCACAUGCUCAUUGUGACUCACAUGGUCAUUGUGACUCACAUGGUCAUUGUGACUCACAUGGUCAUUGUGACUCACAUGGUCAUUGUGACUCACAUGCUCAUUGUGACUCACAUGUUCAUUGUGACUCACAUGCUCAUUGUGACUCACAUGCUCAUUGUGACUCACAUGCUCAUUGUGACUCACAUGCUCAUUGUGACUCACAUGCUCAUUGUGACUCACAUGCUCAUUGUGACUCACAUGCUCAUUGUGACUCACAUGCUCAUUGUGACUCACAUGCUCAUUGUGACUCACAUGCUCAUUGUGACUCACAUGCUCAUUGUGACUCACAUGCUCAUUGUGACUCACAUGGUCAUUCGGGUGCUGCCGCCAGAGGAGAAGCGCAGUGAGGUGAAGCAGGCGAGCACGGCAGGGGCGGGGGGGAAGGAAGCGAGCAGUGGGAAGGGCGGCAGAGCAGCAAGGGGGGCGCGGGACCCAUGGGAGAAAGCGAUACCGGAUGGGGGCGUGGAGAAGGACAAGCCGUUGGAGGGGGUGCACGUGGCGCUGCUGGGCCGCCUGUCCCGCACCCAGGCGGUGUGGCGCAAGGAGAUCGAGGCGGGCGGCGGUGCGGUGGUGCCGUUGACGAGCGCGGAGGUGGACUGCAUUGUGUCUACCAGCGCAGACGUGGACAAGAAUGAGGACAAGCUCCUGCCGCCCCUGGCGGGCGAGGGGGAGGAGCAGGUGCGGGCGACGGUGCGUGUGAAGGGGCGGGCGGCGGUGCAUGAGGCGUCGGGGCUGGCGGAGAGGGGGCACGUGCUGGAGUGUGAGGGGUGCGUGUGGAGCACCACUCUCUCCCUCGCUGACCUCUCCACCGGCGCCAACAGCUACUACAUCCUGCAGGUGAUCGAGGACGACAAGUCGCCCCGGUGCCACGUGUUCAGAAAGUGGGGGCGCGUGGGCAACGAGGCCAUCGGGGGCAGCAAGCUGGAGCAGGAGAGUCGUGAGCGCGCCAUAGGGCUGUUCCAGCGGCUCUUCAAGGAGAAGACAGGCAACGACUGGGAUGCGUGGCAGAAGAAAGAAGGCUUUGAGAAGCAGCCGGGGAAGUUCUACCCUCUUGAGAUUGACUAUGGUGGAGGGGACGAGGAGGAGGAGCAGGGCGGGGCAGUGAUGGGAACAAGGAGCAAGCUGGACAAGCGACUGGUGGCGCUGCUCAUGAUGAUCUUCGACCUCAAAUCCAUCAGGGAGGCGAUGGUGGAGUUUGAGAUCAACGUGCGGGAGAUGCCUCUAGGCAAGCUGACCAAGCGCCACAUAGAGCGCGGCUUCCACGUGCUCACGGACGUGCAGGCCGCCCUGCAGCUGCCGCCCGACUCCACCGGGCGGCGGGAGAGCGCCAUCGUGGAUGCGUCGAACCGCUUCUUCACUCUCAUCCCCACCGUCAACCCCGCUGCCAUCCGCACACUCGAGGCUCUCACCACCAAGAUCCGCAUGCUGGAGGCGCUGAGGGACAUGGAGGUGACCUCCACGCUGCUGAGUGCGAGCAAGGGGGCGGGCGAGGGCGAGGGCGGGGAGAAGGAGGACCCGGUGGACCGGCACUACCGCCAGCUGCAGUGCGGGCUGUCGCCCCUGGACCCCACCGAUGCUGACUACUCGCUUGUCAAGGAGUAUUUGCACAAGACGCAUGCUCCCACUCACAAGGAGUGGGAGCUGGAGCUGCUGGAUGUGUUCCGUGUGGAUCGCAGUGGGGAGAAGCAGGCAUUCCGUGCCGACAUCAAGAACCACAUGCUGCUGUGGCACGGUUCGCGAGUGACCAACUAUGUGGGCAUUUUAAGUCAGGGCCUACGCAUUGCACCACCGGAGGCACCUGUUACCGGUUACAUGUUCGGCAAGGGGGUGUAUUUCGCGGACCUGGUGAGCAAGAGCGCGCAGUACUGCUUCACCAGCCCGGACAGCAACAUCGGCCUGCUGCUGCUCUCCCGUGUCGCGCUCGGCGCUCUCUAUGAACUCACUUCCGCCGAGUACGUGGAGAAGCUGCCACGGGGCAAGCAUGCGACCAAGGGGCUGGGCAUGAUGAAGCCCAAGGAGGAGGAGUUUGUCAAGUGGGCCUCUGAUGUCGUCGUGCCUUGUGGCAAGCCCGUGCCUUCUGGGGUCAAGAACAGCCACCUGCGAUACAAUGAGUUCAUUGUCUACGAUACAUCACAGAUUCAAUUGGAGUUUCUCCUCAAACUGGCGGCGGUGCUGCAGCAGCUGCUGCUGCCGGACAACGAGUCGCGCAAGGCGGCGGAGGCGGCGUUCAAGCAGCUGUCCAAGGAUCCCGCCGUGCUGCUCGCGCUGCUGCACUUCCUCAAGGCGGGCCCCUCGCCCGACGUGCGCCAGCUCGCCGCCGUGCUCAUGCGCAAGAAGGUCGCGGGGCUGUGGGCGCAGCAGCCCGCGGAGGCCAAAGCCAGCAUCAAAUCCGCGCUCCUUGAGAGCAUCGCGCUCGAGCCCAGCCCUGUCGUGCGUCGGGCGAGUGCUGACGUGGCGAGCGUGAUCGCGAAGCACAGCGUGCCUAACGGCGAGUGGCCGGAGCUGCUGCCGUUCCUGCUGCAGUGCUCGCAAGGGCAGCAGGAGGACCACCGCGAGCUGGCGUUCAUUCUGUUCGCGGCGCUGGUGGAGACGAUCGGCGACGUGCUGCGCCCGCACUUCCCCGCGCUGCACGGCAUCUUCGUCGCGGGCCUGCGCGACCAGGCCAGCGCCCGAGUGCGCGUCGCCGCGCUCAAGGCAGUGGCGGCGUUGGUGGAGUAUCUAGACAGCGAGCAGGACGUGGCGCUGAUGCGCGACCUGGUGGCGCCGAUGCUGGACGUGGGGCGGUUCUCGGCGGGCAGCGGCGACGAGGCGACGGUGGUGCGCGUGUGCGAAGUGGUGACGGAGCUGGCGGAGCACCCCGCGCCCGUCAUCGCGCCCUCGCUGCCCGCCGUCAUCCAGUUCGCGCUUGAGCUCGCCAGCAACACGCACCUCGAACCCGCCACUCGCUUCCAGGCAGCGCAGGUGGUGGCGUGGUGUGCGGCGUGGAAGGCCAAGUGGUUGGCGAAGCAGAAGCUGGUGCCUGUCAUCCUGGCGGCCAUGGCACCGCUGCUCGCCGAGCCCUGCGGCCAGACGGACUCGGAGCAGGACGAGGAGUACGAUACCUCGCCCAUGCGCUUUGCCGCCCAGGCCAUAGACGCGGUGGCAAUGGAGGCGCCGCGCAAGCACGUGUUCCCGCCCAUCCUGGCGUUCGCCCGCGCGCACAUCACGGACACCAACCCCCACAUGCGCUACGCCGCUGUCAUGGCCAUGGCUGUCAUCACCGAGGGGUGCUGUGAGGCAGUGCGGGGGCGCCUUGAAUCAGACGUGCUGCCGCUGAUAGUGGCGGGGCUGGGAGACGCGCACCCCAAGGUGCGAGGGGCGGCAUGCUUCGCGGUGGGGCAGCUGUCGGAGUUCGUGCAGCCCGAGGCAUCAGAGCACUACAAGACAAUCCUGCCAGCUGUCUUCGCCGCCCUCAAUGACGCCUCGCCCGUUGUCAGGGAGAAGGCAUACUACGCGCUAGCAGCGUUCUGUGAGCACAUGGGGGAUGAGAUCCUGGAGUUCCUGGACCCGCUCAUGCGCCAACUCAUGGACGCCCUGCGCUCACCCGACCGCGACCUGCAGGAGAUGUGCAUCUCCGCCAUAGGAUCAGCAGCAGCAGCAGCAGGGCCCAAGUUCGCGCCCUACAGCGAUGCAGUGCUGGCGGCGCUCAUCCCGCUCGUGUCCCUCACUGCCGAGGCGGACGUGGACGUGCGGUCGCGAGCGUACGAGCUGGUGGGCAUCAUUGGGAUCGCUGUGGGGCGCCAAGCCGUGGUGCCCGUGCUGCCCGGCUUCAUGGACGCUGCACUCAAAGGGUUCGCCCUGGAUCAGAGUGCGUUGAGGGAGUACGCGCACAGCUUCUUCAGCGACGUCGCCAAGUUCCUCGAAGCUGACUUCGCCCCCUACCUGCAACACGUGGUGCCGCUCGCCUUCUCCUCCUGCCGCCUCGACGAUGGCAUCGUGGUCGGCCCAGCAGCCACCGACGACGAUGCCGCCGACGCGGAGGGCGGCGGGCGGCGGCAGCUAGCGGCGGCGCUGGCGGCAGGGGAGAUCUCGUCUGAUUCGGAGGACGAGGACGAGGGGGCGGCGUUGAGGGGUCUGCGGGGCAUCAGUGUGCGCACGGCCGUGCUGGAUGAGAAGGCGGCUGCUGCUCAGGCCAUCGGCGCGUAUGCUCAAUACACCAAGGCUGCCUUCGGCCCGUACGUGCAGGAGGCGGUGGGGGUGCUAAAGGACGGGGCGGACUACGCGCAUGAGGACGUGCGCCUGCAGGCCACGCUCUCCCUGCAACACCUGGUGACAGCAGCGCUGCAUGCCUUCCCAUCCGCCCCGGGCCAGCCAAUGAGCGCGGAGACAAAGCAUGUCUUUGACGUGUCAAUGGAGGUGUGGAUGGGGGCGAUGAGGGAUGACGAGGAGCGCACAGUGGUGGGGCAGGCCUUCAGCUGCGCCACUGAGACCAUCAAGGCACUUCUUGCCGCUGACCCGGCCAACCAGCCAGCCCUGUUGCCAUACGCGGAGCCUCUGGUGGCAGCGGUGCGAGCAGCACUGCGGGACGAGCUGCCCUGCCAGCGAGCAGCCAGCGACGCGGAGACGGGCGGUGAGGGGGCAGCGGGGUUGACAGAGGCGGCGGAGGAGGAGGAAGAGGAGGAGGAGCACGACGAGGAGCUCAUGGACGCCGCUGUGGACCUGCUGCCCGCUGUGGCGCGUGCCGUGGGCGCUGCUGCCUUCGCCCCUGUCUUCCACUCGCUCCUGCCUGACAUCCUCGCCUUCACAAAAGCAUCUUGCCCGCCCAGCGAUCGCAGCAUGGCAGUGGGCUGCAUUGCUGAUGUGGCAGGGGAGCUGGGGGAAGCCAUGGCUCAAUAUGUGGACGCGCUACUGCCCGUGCUGGCAUCGGAGCUGAAGGGCGGAGACCCCCCCAACCGCCGCAACGCUGCCUUUGCCGUUGGCAAGCUGGCUGAAGUGUCGGGUGCUGCCAUGCACAGGCACUACUCGGACAUCCUGCUGGGGUUGCACCCGCUCUUCUCAGCGGACGAGGAUGACGACGUCAGGGACAACGCUGCCGGCGCUGUCGCCCGCAUGAUUGCUUCUGGUGGCGCUGCCAUGCCUCUUGACCAGGUGCUGCCAGUGCUGGUGGCGGGGCUGCCACUCAAGUCAGACCUGGAGGAGGCCAAGCCAGUGUACGGCUGCCUCGUCGCCCUCGUUGCCGCCUCGCACCCCCAGAUCUUGCCAGUGGUGCCGCAGUUGGUGCCUGUAUUCGCAGAGGUGGCGGUUAACGAUAAGAUCGCACCGGAACUUCUUCAAGCGGAAUUCAGGAAUGCGCAAUCUGACGUGGCGCCCUGCCUCAUCCUGUCAGGCAAUCUCCUCCCUCUCCGCUUCGCCCUCUGCUCUCCCUUGUAUCAUCACCUGCUGUUUUCCUUCGCGCAAGCAGCAUCAUUCUGCACUGCAUCAGACGGAUCAUUACACGAUUGUAGGGGCGUCUCUCGCGUUUCUUGCGUCGUAACCGCCAAGUCACCAAUUCUCCGUCGCCACGAGCAUCGAGCAACGAUGGCUGCCGCGUGCUCCUCGUGCGCCAUUCAGGCGGCAAACUUAUGCUUAGUGGAGCGAGGGUCGCAGUCCACGGCCGUUAGGGCUCCCAGAGUGCAGGCCGCAUUCCUCGGCCAAACUCUCGGCUUGAUAGCGCACGCGGCGAUUGGCAGCCAGAAGGUGCCCUCCACGGGAAUUCAGCUCGUGGCGGCAGCGGCGGUGAGGGGUGUCAGGUGCAGCGCAGCGGCAGCAGCGGAAGCUGUUUCCGCCACUCCAGCGGUGCGCCCGUCCGCGGCGGAGUUGGCGCAGACGGUGGUGGAGCUGGCGGCGGAGGGCACGCUCGUCACGCUCGCGCACGGCGGCGCGGGCAGCACGCUCGCGGGCGACGACCAACCGCUGCCCGCCACGUGGCCGCUGGCCUGCCACGCGUUCUUCGCGCCCGAUCCCGAGGGCCGCCCCAUCGUGCUGCUCGCCGACUCGAGCCGCGCCGCCGCCAACCUCGCUGACGACGCGCAGGCGUGCCUACACGUGCAGAUCGAGCUGCCAGGUCAGCAAAAGCCGCAGGUGUCGCUGCAUGGACGGCUGACCAAGGCACACGACGGCAAGACGCUCGGGAAGCUGGAGGCGGCGUGGAGGCGGCGCUUCCCCGACAGUGAGGACGAUGCGGGCAGCAGCGACGGCUCUGCCUCCUCCGCGCUCUUCCUGCUGGACGUUGACCGCGUGCUCGUGGCGCCAGACGCUGACCAGGAGGGCGAGUGGAUCUCCCCUGAGGCCUACCUGAACGCGGACGCCGACCCUCUCCGUGAGGUGGCAGCAGGCAUCGUAGCAGACUUCAACCGCGAGCACUGGCAGGACCUGCGCCGCUUCCCCGCCGCCUUCGCCGGCCUCCCAGACCUCCAGGUGGACGACGCGUCGCUCAUCUGGGUUGACCGCCUCGGCUUUGACCUCCGCGUGCUCGCCCGCCCCGCCAUGCCUGGUGCUGCGGCUGCAGCUGAUUUCCCCGCGAGGGUGAUGGAUGUGCGCGUGGCGUUUGCACGGGAGGUGGGGGAGGAGCGGGAGGCGCGGUCCGCGCUGACCAUGAUGGCGCAGGUGGCGUGGGAGAGGGAGAGGAGCUUUGGCAGCCCGGUGGCUCCCGCUGCUGCUGCUGAGGCUGCUUCCUCAGAGUGGAUACAAGGCAUGGGGGGCAUGGGGGGCAUGGGGGGCAUGGGGGGCAUGGGGGGCAUGGGGGGCAUGGGGGGCAUGGAGGGCAUGGGGGGCAUGGGGGGCAUGGAGGGCAUGGGGCGAGGGAAGGAGGAGGCGUGCGGUGAGAGAGGUAGGAGUUGUGGGUGGGAUACCUGGACGGAACAAGGCGAGGUGAGCGCUCUGACGUCCGACUCCAGUAGUGUGCUGUGGGCGUGCGAGCACAGGGGGGGAGGGAUAGGGGGCAUGGGGGGGAUGGGGGGCAUAGGAAGGGCAUGGUGA